Molecule: messenger RNA, 1047 nt
Organism: Candidula unifasciata
Lineage: Eukaryota; Metazoa; Mollusca; Gastropoda; Stylommatophora; Geomitridae
Source: the annotation of a GenBank genome assembly
GUAUGGUUCCUACAUCAGGAAGUGUGCGACAUGUGGAUCUCCGUCGAUGUCCUCUGUUGCACAGCCUCAAUCCUUCACCUCGUCGCUAUCGCCAUGGACAGAUACUGGGCAGUCACCAGUAUCGACUACAUCCGCCGACGCAGCGCUCGCCGCAUCCUGCUCAUGAUAGUGGUUGUGUGGAUUGUUGCCCUCUUCAUAUCCAUCCCCCCUCUCUUCGGCUGGCGUGACCCUAACAAUAAUGCUGAUUUGACCGGAAAAUGCAUCAUCUCCCAAGACAAAGGCUACACGAUUUUCUCCACUGUGGGAGCCUUUUACCUCCCUAUGCUUGUUAUGAUGAUUAUAUAUACAAGAAUAUACCAGGUGGCCAGGUCCCGCAUACGUAAAGACAAGUUCCAACAAAUCAAAGCCAAGCUAAGGACGGAGGAAACAUCGUUGGGGACUACACCGAAAUCUGAAUACACCAUGAUUACUGACUGCAACGGUUGUAGCACGCCAGACUUAAAUCCAGAAAAGAAAAAGCGCAGAGCCCCGUUUAAGAGCUACGGGUGCUCGCCAAGACCCGAACGGAAGAAAAACAGAAAUACAAAAGUGCCUGGCGAUACUAACGGGCUCAACAGUCCAACUAUACAAAAACUUCGACAGCUUCAGGUCGACCCAGACCUUUACACCAAUGGUUGCAGCGACGAUGCUAGCUUUGUACUACCAGAAACAGAGUGCACCAAUGGAAACAGAGUGUGCACUAUCGAAAAUGCACCUUACUCUAAGAGUCGUGAAAAACUAGAACUUAAACGGGAACGCAAAGCUGCCCGCACACUGGCAAUUAUCACUGGCGCCUUCCUUAUCUGCUGGUUACCCUUCUUCAUUAUCGCCGUCAUCGGUCCUUUCGUCAACCCGGAAAGUAUUCCCGAUUUCGCUCGCAGUUUUGUUUUGUGGCUGGGCUACUUUAAUAGUCUGCUGAAUCCAAUCAUUUAUACAAUCUUUAGUCCAGAGUUCCGAAGUGCUUUCCAGAAAAUUCUGUUCGGAAAAUAUAGACGUGGUCACCGAUGA